Penicillium angulare is the source of this 357-nucleotide messenger RNA. RefSeq lists its product as uncharacterized. The record is from RefSeq and is a predicted model, not a curated record. The transcript has a single exon. Lineage: Eukaryota; Fungi; Ascomycota; Eurotiomycetes; Eurotiales; Aspergillaceae. Bases 1 to 357 code for a protein of 118 amino acids.
AUGAAUCUUCUCUUCCCCAAAGCCUACCACACUCCCGCUGGUUUGCAAGACGAUCCUGCUCCCUGGGCUACCGCACUGAAGGACCAAAUCAAAAACAAAUACAAGAACCGUUCGAGCGUCUCUUCAUCCAGCACAAAAACCAUGUCCGACGUCGCCUCUACACAUUCCACCGUUUCCACCGCAACGACUCUGAAGGGGUCUGCUCUGGACGCCAAGAAGAAGAAAUGGUACUCGCUCAACUCCAAGUCUAGCGAGACACUCAAUUCUGAGACCAAGUUUGUCAAGGAUUCCGACAAGGAGGCUUCUCAAAAGGCUAUUCACAAUGAAGCUCUUGCUAGCUACUUCAGCACCCGCUAG